Molecule: messenger RNA, 786 nt
Organism: Daldinia childiae
Lineage: Eukaryota; Fungi; Ascomycota; Sordariomycetes; Xylariales; Hypoxylaceae
Product: putative 6-phosphogluconolactonase
Exons: 1
Coding region: 1-786 (261 amino acids)
Biological process (GO): carbohydrate metabolic process; pentose-phosphate shunt
Molecular function (GO): 6-phosphogluconolactonase activity
Source: RefSeq, a predicted model, not a curated record
AUGCCGGGAAAGCAACCCAAUUUGUUCGCUUUUAGCGACGUUGAAGCUCUUGCGCCCGCCCUGCGAUCCUACAUCAUCACAUGUCAAAAUGCUGGCAUCACACGUCAUGGCGUCUUUAAAGUCGCCAUUUCGGGCGGCUCGCUACCUCAGACCCUCGCUAAGGCCCUCCUUGCGCAACCGAAAUCUAACGAAGACACGGUCAAAUUCGACAAGUGGGAAAUAUUCUUCGCUGACGAGAGAGCUGUACCUCUAGAUCAUGAAGACAGCAAUUAUGGUUUGGUUAAGAAGGAGCUUCUGGAAAAGAUACCAACCGAGCUAGGCCAGCCUACCAUACACCCAAUCGACACACAAUACCUAGAUGACACGCAGGAGCUAGCUGACCAGUAUGAAAAAAUACUUGUCAAUUCCUUUGCUAAGGGAGACUCAGUCAAGCUACCCAUCUUCGACUUACUACUCCUUGGCUCAGGCCCAGAUGGUCACACUUGCAGUCUAUUUCCAGGCCAUCCGCUUCUUCGCGAGACAGACGCAUGGGUAGCACCCAUCGACGACUCACCUAAGCCGCCGCCUCGACGGAUCACAUUAACACUACCCGUUGUCACACACGCUGUCAAGGUCGCCUUCGUCGCUACGGGCGCUGGAAAGAAGGAGAUCAUGAAGGAAAUAUUCGAGCAAGGAAAUGGACUUCCUUGCGCACUUGUCAACGAAGCAACCGGCGAGCGCUGUAGCUGGUUUACGGACGUCGCUGCCGUAGAAGGUGUCAGCUUCCCGCGACGUGGAUUCCUAUAG